This is a messenger RNA of Cajanus cajan (pigeon pea), 2214 nucleotides long. Its product is annotated as P-loop containing nucleoside triphosphate hydrolases superfamily protein. NCBI's taxonomy places the organism in Eukaryota, Viridiplantae, Streptophyta, Magnoliopsida, Fabales, Fabaceae. The record is from RefSeq and is a predicted model, not a curated record.
CAAUAAUAUGCCCCAAUGCCCAGCUAGGACGCGACGAUAUUUAAGCGCCGCCAUAAAAGUAGCAUCGCUCACAGCCUCCUUCUUCUCCACUGUUAGUAGCAAUGGCGAAGGGUGAAGACGCUGUGCGUCGAAAGAAGAACAAAAAGCUCCGAAAGAAGAACAACAGCACUUCCUCAGUCUCCGCCAAGGUCGCCGCCGUUAUCGCCGCCAAGAAGCGCCGUAAGGCCGGUAAACGCCGCAUGUGCCAGGGGAUGUGCUUUAGUCUACCUACCCCAGAUGAUCCAUUCAAUGAUCGAAGUGGGAAAGAGGAAUUCAAAACAAAGGGUCCUAAAAAGAAAACACGUUCAAAACCAAAAGAUGAGACAGUACAGCUUAAUGGGAAGUGUGAAGCUGGAAAAAAGGGUGCAGUUGGUGGGAGGAAUAUUGCACAGAAAUCAAAUGAUUUAUUAAGGGAAAAUAUGUCUUCCACAACCAACAAUAAUCUUGAUAAUAAAUGUAUCAUUAACAAAGAAAGGAAAAAUAUUGAGGUGACCAACAUGGCUCAUCUUCUCAGUGUUCAAGGGCCUGAUUGUGACAUUUCAGAGUUCCCAUCUAAGUUUGUUUUUUGGUGUCUAAGUUCAAUUGAAAAUGCAUUGCGACUUGAUGAUGCCUACACUGAUGGAGAGGGUAACUCUUUCUUUUUGAAUCCAUGGGGAUUAGAAUUUUUAAGGUGCUAUUCUUCUGGGAAUGAUCUGAUGGAUACCAGUGGAAAUUCUGCUACUACUGAACAAAUUGCAUGGACGGUUUCAAGUGCAGCUGAUACAUUUGUCAGAAAAGAGAAAGAAGGCUUGUCCUUUUCUGAUCCUUUUCUUUUAUUUCUUGUACCUUCCCAAGAAAAAGCUGUUCAGGUUCGAACAGUUUGCAAGCCUUUGAAAUCUGUUGGAAUACAUACAGUGAGUAUUCAUCCAGGUGCUCCCUUAGAUCAUCAGAUUCAAGGUCUGAAGACUUGUGAGCCUGAGUUUCUUGUUUCUACACCUGAGAGGCUUUUGGAGCUUGUUUCUAUGAAGGCAAUUGAUAUUUCUGGUGUUUCCAUGCUGGUUAUUGAUGGGCUUAAUACAAUUUGUAGUUCUGGGCACACUGAUACAAUAAAAUCCAUCAAGAAGUGUAUUUCUGGAAAUCCCCGUCUUGUGAUUUUCAAUGAUUGCUUCAGCCACAUGUCUAUCCCAAUGGUUCGGUAUCUUCUGACUGGAUCAAUUUGUAGACUCUCUCUCAACAACUCAAUUACUAGCCUAAGUUCAUGCAUUAUCCAGUCUGUUAAAGUGUGUACAUCAGAAGAUAAAGUUGUCAAGAGCAUUGAAGCCCUGGAUCAAUUUCAAAGCAGUUGUACUCAGAAUUCAAACAUGCUAUUUAUUUUAAGGAAAGAUGUCAAGUGCCAUAAAUUGGUCAAGACUAUUGAAUCCAAGGGUUGUUCCAUAUCACUUGAUUCUGAUGCAGCAAGUUUUAAUGAUAGUGUGGAUUCAGACAGCAGAGCAGCGGUUUCUGCGAUUUAUUUGGAGAAUCUCUCUACUAUGGAUUUAGGAACAUAUGAUGUAGUAGUCCUACCGAGUUUUGUACCCUCCAUGGACACUUACGUGCAUAUUUUGACAAAGAUGGCUCGCCAAAGUGUCAAUGGUGUAUUGCACAGUUUCUUAACAAAAAGAGAUACAGAACUUGCUGCACCACUCAUUAAAGUUCUUGAACAGUGCGGUCAGGAGGUGCCUCAGACCCUGCAGGAUCUGCAUCAUACAUCAAACAUGUUGGAAGAUUGAAUGUCGGAGGUGCUUAAUCAUCCUUUUAUGUUCAUUCUGUCUGUGGGUCAUGAGAUCAAGAUAAAUUCCGCUUGCUUUGGAUCUUGAGCUGGGAGCUGAGUUGGAGGGAGGUGUCCUAGUCCUAUUCAUUGAAUUUGAACCUUGCACCACAUGAAGAAACAUUCAGAAUUCUUUUUGCAAUACGUGCAAGGAAGACUCACAUUCAGAAAAAUUUUGUAAUACUAUAUCCGUGCUUCUCUUUCAAUGACUAUAUUUUACCUGUGGUUGAGUGAAGGACAAUGAUAUUUUGCAACGAAAGUUAACGUCAACGUUGAGCUAAGCUCGCUAAAUUGAAGGAAAUAGAGGGACUAUUAUUUAAGAUGACUGGAUAGUCCUCUAAGGUAUUUUUCAUGUUCUGUUAAUGAAAUUUUUUUUAGUUUCAUAUUGA